Mobula hypostoma (lesser devil ray) is the source of this 4874-nucleotide messenger RNA. RefSeq names its product ganglioside induced differentiation associated protein 1 (gene gdap1). Bases 58 to 1140 code for a protein of 360 amino acids. Gene Ontology annotation, biological process: mitochondrial fusion; mitochondrial fission. Gene Ontology annotation, cellular component: mitochondrial outer membrane. Lineage: Eukaryota; Metazoa; Chordata; Chondrichthyes; Myliobatiformes; Myliobatidae. The record is from RefSeq and is a predicted model, not a curated record. The transcript is spliced from 6 exons.
UUCCCAGAAUCCACGGAAAAACGGUGCAGGCGCGGCGCAGAGGUUAGCAGGGAAGUAAUGGCGAAUUUCGAUCAGGUUGGCACCGAGGAAGUCGGCAGGGAUGUGGAGGAGCGGGGCCAGGAGCAGGGCGACGUGUCCCAACCCAUCGCUUUAAAAUGCGAGAACACUCGCAUCAAACUGGUUCUGUACCACUGGUCGCAGUCUUUUUGUUCACAGAAAGUUCGUUUGGUUAUUGCGGAAAAGGGGCUAAAAUGUGAGGAGUAUGAUGUUAAUUUACCACUAAGUGAGCACAAUGAACCAUGGUUUAUGCGUUUGAACCCAGCGGGAGAGGUACCUGUGUUAAUACAUGGAGAGAACAUCAUCUGUGAAUCCGCUCUGAUCAUUGAUUACCUCGAGAGCAAAUUUGAAGAUGCAAACAUCCCUAAAUUGAUGCCAGAAGAAGGAAGUUUGUUCUUCCCAAGAGUACAACAUUAUAGAGAAUUGUUAGAUUCUCUUCCUGUGGAUGCCUACACACAUGGCUGUAUUCUUCACCCAGAAUUAACUCUGGAUUCCAUGCUUCCUGCAUAUGCAACCACGAGAAUUCGCAGCCAAAUUGCAAACACAGAAUCUGAAUUAAAGAAACUUGCUCAGGAACACCCAGAAUUAAGUGAAGCAUAUUUGACAAAGCAAAAACAAAUAAAGUCUAAGAUACGAGAUCAUGAUAAUGUAAACUAUCUGAAAAAAAUAUUCUGUGAGCUGGAAAAUGUUCUAGACCAGGUGGAGACUGAGUUGCAGAGAAGGAUUGAAGAAACUCCGGAAGAAGGACAUCAGCCAUGGCUCUGUGGUGAAUCUUUUACACUUGCAGAUGUCUCACUCAGUGUAACAUUGCAUCGCCUCAAGUUCCUUGGACUUGCCCGAAAAUACUGGGGAAGUGGAAAUCGCCCAAAUUUAGAAUCUUAUUAUGAACGUGUGUUGCAACGAAGGACUUUUCGAAAGGUCUUGGGGAAUGUGAACAACAUUUUGCUUUCAGCAGUGCUGCCUACUGCUUUCCGAGUUGCUAAGAAACGUGCUCCCUCCUUUUUGGGAGCUAGUUUUGUAGUAAGUCUGCUGGGGGGAUUAGGUUAUUUAGCAUUCGUGUUCCUAAAAAAGAGGCUAUCAUAGGUUUUCUCAGCAUGAAAUUACUACGUAUUCAGCAAAACUUUCGCUGAGCUGUAAUGCUGCAAUCACUGCACUUAGCAGACUAAGAUAGACUAAUCAAGGAACAUUGAAGUUAUGUUUUGUGUAAAGGAGUUGCUGUCAUUUUAUUUAAUUAUUUUUAAAGAGUAUGUUUGUGAAAUGUGGAAUCUGUGCACAAUGCAACUCAAUUGUAAACUUUUAAGAACUCGUAACAUUUUUUGCUCCAGGUAAUUGUGGGAAUAGAUUAUUCUGUUGUAAUGUUUAUGGAUUUUACACAUUAACGGAUAAACUUCAGACUGCAGGCAAAUCAAAAGUUUGUAGCUACUUGAAUGUAUUUGUUACUUGCACACCAUGAGGGGAAGAUCCUGCCUCACCAACCUAUUGGAAUUUUUUGAGGUAAUCUCAAAUAAAAUUGACAAGGGAGAGGCUGUGGAUGUUGUGUAUUUGGAUUUUCAGAAGGCCUUCGAUAAGGUGCCGCAUAAGAGGCUGUUUAAUAAGAUGAGAGCCCAUGGAAUUACAGGAAAGAUAUUGCAAUGGGUGGAGCACUGGCUGAUAGGCAGAAAGCAAAGGGUGGGAAUAAAGGGAUCCUAUUCUGAUUGGUUGCCGGUUACUAGUGGUGUUCCGCAGGGGUCUGUGUUGGGGCCGCUUCCUUUUAUAAUCUAUAUCGAUGAUUUAGAUUAUGGAUUAAAUGGUUUUGUGGCUAAGUUUGUGGAUGACACCAAGAUAGGUGGAGGAGCAGGAAGUGUUGAAGAAACGGAAAGGUUGCAGAGAGACUUGGUCAGUUUAGGAGAGUGGGCAAAGAAAUGGCAGAUGAGAUACAAUGUUGAGAAAUGUAUGGUUGUGCAUUUUGGAAGAAGAAAUAAUUGGGCAGAUCAUAAUUUAGAUGAGAAAAUUCAAAAAUUGGAAGUGUAAAGGGACUUGGGGGGUCCUCAUGCAGGAUACCCUUAAGGUUAACCACCAGGUUGGAUCGGCAGUAAGGAAAGCGAAUGCUAUGUUGGCAUUCAUUUCAAGAGGAAUAGUAUAUAAGAAUAAUGGCCUACUUCUGCUCCUUUGUCUUGUGAUCAUUUAAUGUCCAGCCAGUGUGUUGACCAGACUCUGUACGUUCAACGUCUAUUCUGCACAAUCAAGUUAGAGUUCAUGAGCAAUGUAUUGAUCUUUGUAGGAUAUGUUCUACCUUGUUCUGAAGUAUCACCUUGGGCUUUCCUGCCUUAACUAAAGAUUUUUUUGUUAAAAGAGGUGUCUUAAUUUGUUUUGUAUGCUCGGUAAGUUUGUACAUUUACUUUCUUGCAAUGUACUUUCCAGCUUUCAAUAUUUAUUACUUGGGCAUGCAUAAGAGAAAAUCAAGAGUUGAAGAAAUUUAACACACUUGUAGUAAAAUUCUGUUUUUUAAACAAAAAAGCAUUUGCCUAUCUUUGUUAUAGCUUUAAGACAGUUCAGAUGUGCACGAGGAUGCAGUAUUGUUCCUAUAAUGAAUUCUCCUCUCAAACUCUGUCAUCUUCCCUUUUAUACAUAAUACUUAAAAGGGCUAGAGCUGAUCAUUCAUUUCAGAUUUCUCCUUUCCCCUGUCUGCUACAUCAGUUAAUGCUUUUCUACCAGAACAAGUCCAAAAAAAUUAAGAACCUCAAUAGGACAUUCUGUCCUUCAUAUCUGCUUUGCCCUUAAGCAUUGAUCUUUUACCUCAGUGCUACUUGUUCUGAUCCCAUAUCCCUUAAUAUGGUAAUAUCUACCUUGAAUAAACCCCAGAAGAGCGUGGAACAAGACUCCACCCUCCUUUGGGCUAGGGUGAGGAGGAAUUCCAAAGAUUCAAUAUCUUCUGGGUGAAGACAUUUUUCAUAUCCUGUAUGGCUCUCUUUGAUUGUAUCCUGGUUCCAGAGAACACGUGUGGAAACACCACUUCUGUAAGCUAUCUUGUGAAUUCCUGCUAGCAAUUUAUAUACUUCAAUUUGAUCACUUUUUGCAUAGAAAAGGUCCAUUUUGGUUAAUCUCUCCCUGGUACAACAAAAGCCAUGACCAAGGAAUCAACUGAUACUCCUUGAUCACCAGUAGAGUAGAACACACUAAUCUGGGAUCUCAAUGGUUUAGCAUCUGGCUCAUCAGGUAAUAUUUACCGAGCUGCCUUUGCAUCUGUGGGGGUGGGGGGCACUGAAAAAUUAUUAUAAUAAAAAAGAAAGGUGCAAAGGCCUUAGCAGGAAACUCAAUUUCUUUAAAAUGGGGAGAGAACCAUAGUUUUUAUUCCCUGGAAGUUAUAAUGUUAAAAAAUAAGUUUCACCAUCAUUUUCAAGAAUUUGAGGAGAAUUGCUAGGGAAAGAAAGUGUAUCUAUUUCUGGCACUUGUGUUUGGGGAAGGUGCAUUGUUGGUGCUGUUGUUUUAAGAAGAACCAAAUCUUUUGUUAGUGUAAUUAGGAAAAAAACUGCAUGUAAAGAGUGGUAAAAGUUAGGAAUUUCAUUUGUCUAUAACAGUUGAUGCUAUGUUAAUUGUUAGGUUUAGCAGAGAGUGAUAGAUUAACCAUAAACUUUAAGGGGUAAGUAGAUCAUCAUUCUGUAAUAACCUUUGAUUGUUGGACAGAGUUAUUGGACUAAAUGACCUGCUUUUUGUAUUGGUGAAUACAAAUUGGGUUAAUGUAAUCUCUGAGUAACUUAGCUCUUGGUGAAUAUAUGUUGCAUUUCUUCCAAUGUCAAUAUUUCCUUUCCAGUUUGUGUUGCCAGAACAUGGAAUAAUGUUAUCCCAGAAGAUGGAAGCUCUCUAUGAUGGCUUGGCUGAUUGAAAAGUUCACUUCAUUGUAUUUCUGCACACUGUUGGAAGCAGAGCAGCAAAAUGCAUGCCCAGCAAGCUGUUUAUUAAUUGCUAUCCUGUCGUUUCAUCAGAGAGAAAGGAGGAGCAAUGGAAAGGAGAGGCUGACAAUACCAGUUAUCAAUCUAUAAAGGCAUCGACUGUCAGUUGAAAUUAUUAGUGUGGCCGGUAGGUGGUGAUCCUGAAAUUAGUUUUCAUCAAAAAAUGUUGUUUUGCAAAUCACAAUCUUAAACUGCGAGUGGUACUGUUAACAUGUUGAUGGAACGGUUCAGGAAAAAACUCUUGUAUCAGCCUAGUCAUAUCCUCACCAAGGAGUGGAUUUGAAAAUAAAGCAGAACAUUGCAACUCAUAGCUUGUAGAAGUGACCUGAUUCAGGCGAGAACUCACUUCAUAUAAAAUUGUUUUAUUGUGAAGCACAUUAACACAUAGUUCCUUGAGUCUGUAAAUAGCUUCAUGUUGUCUGAAGUUUCAUACAUUUGUGCAGUCAUCACUGACUGGUUCAUAGAACUGUGGUGUAAAGUAUAUGGCUGUUUGCAAAAUAGAUCUAUUAACCAAGGUCCUAUCACGUCUCUCAAGAGCACCAAACCUAUCAUCAAGGAAAUCAGGUUCUUCAUGCUGAGCUCAUCUCAGUGGAAACUUAAUUCUCGAUGACUGUUUGUACUUAAUCUUUACCCCGAAAUACUCUAACUUUCUAUAAUUAUUCUCAGUUCAUGGACUGAAGUUAUUUUUUAACCCACAUCAUUGUAUAGAGGCCAGUGUUGGAGUUUGUUCUAGAGCACAGGUCUGUAGCGUUACUGACUGUAGCUUAGAACCAUUGCUGUAAACCAGUGUUCCCUGACUAGAUUAAAGAUGAAAUCUAUAUUGUCUGGGAUCUUGGGAGGUGGAUGUAAACGCCUCUGAGUGAAUUAUUGUAAGUGACACAGCUUUCA